GCCAAAAUGGCCUCAACUACUAAGCCGAUCCAGAAAGUCCUGGACUCAACCAAACUCGCGAGCUUGUCAAAAUUUAUCCGCAAACCUCCAAUUGAUCCCAAGGCACCAAUCCAGGGGAAGGUUCGACAAGUCAAGUCCAAUGCUUAUAAGGAGCAUGUGAAGCGCGAGGCUGGGCGAUUGCGAAAGGCGCUGAAUGCUCUUACACACGGAAAGGAUAUCUUCGCCUACCACAAUGUUCGCACGAAUCAGGUCGUGUAUUCCCUGACACGGUACUUGGAGAAAACCAACCUCCUCCGCCAAAUGAUUUACCACGGCAAAAAGACUGUUCCCGCCGAGCUCCGUCAAGACAUGUGGACGCCCUACUACUCCGUCCACUUCAGCGACUCAAGCUUGGGUCUACGUGCCUACCACCUCCUACGCGAAUUCUCGAUGCAACGACAACUCGCAGCGCCUCAAGAGAUGAUCACCGUGACCGCAGAGUACCUUAAUUCGAAGCGACCAAAAAGCCCUAUCGAGGCAGAGAAGUUCGAUCGGAUCAACAUGAAGCGUAUCGGCCAAACAAUGGAGAAGAAAGAGCGUGCUCGUGUACUGAUGGACCAGAAGGCGACCUCUGUUGCGGAUAUUGCCGCUGUCCUGGCUAUCCAGCGAGAGGAUAUUGAUAAUGGUCUGCUGGAGCGGGACGGCAAGCGUGGUUACCUUAGCCCGAAGGCACGCCAGCGCCGCCGUGAGCAUUUCGAGAUGGAAGAGAAGGUUGAGAUGGCUCGCGCAACUCGCAUUGCUGCGCUGGAGGAACACCUGAGCAAUCAGGGUACAACUGUGAAGAUUGGUGAGCCAGAGGGCUCUCGCCCUGCGGAUCCCCGAGAAGUCAAGAUUCUCUGGCGUGAUGUACACGAUGCACACUUUGCCGAGUCAUGGAUCUCGGGUGUGCAGCACGGCCAGCUGAAGCCCCAGCGUGGCGCUGUUAUGUCCUCCGAGCUGCUGAUCGAGAACCCUGAGAUUGUCGCCGAUGGUGAAUUCGCAGAGCAGACUGAGGCGUCAUCAGAGAAGAAGUAG
Penicillium malachiteum is the source of this 1053-nucleotide messenger RNA. Its product is annotated as mitochondrial 54S ribosomal protein mL67. The transcript has 2 exons. Gene Ontology annotation, biological process: DNA recombination; positive regulation of mitochondrial DNA replication. The record is from RefSeq and is a predicted model, not a curated record. The annotation marks the transcript as partial. Gene Ontology annotation, cellular component: mitochondrial large ribosomal subunit; nucleus. Gene Ontology annotation, molecular function: structural constituent of ribosome; DNA strand exchange activity; single-stranded DNA binding. Lineage: Eukaryota; Fungi; Ascomycota; Eurotiomycetes; Eurotiales; Aspergillaceae.